Messenger RNA from Teleopsis dalmanni, 3129 nucleotides. RefSeq lists its product as uncharacterized. The transcript has 12 exons. Gene Ontology annotation, biological process: proteolysis. Gene Ontology annotation, molecular function: dipeptidyl-peptidase activity; serine-type exopeptidase activity. The coding region runs from base 45 to 3077 and encodes 1010 amino acids. The record is from RefSeq and is a predicted model, not a curated record. NCBI's taxonomy places the organism in Eukaryota, Metazoa, Arthropoda, Insecta, Diptera, Diopsidae.
UGAAUAAAACGAUUCACUACGUUUCCGGACGUUUAUGUGUAAAAAUGAAGUUCGUGCUACUGUUAUUGUCAGCACUGAUGGUGCUUGCUGCAACGAAGGCAGAAGAGCAGCAGGAGGAAACUAUAUUCGAACGCAAUUUCAAGAGGUUACACCACGAACCUGAACCUCCAGUAGCGAAAAGUCGUGCCAAUGUGGAAACUAAAUGGAUUGUACAAAAAUUGGAUCAGUUCAACGAAGAGGAUGAUCGUACAUGGGAAAUGCGCUAUAUGUCCAAUGAUGAGUUUUAUGAACAAGGUGGACCGCUCUUCAUAUUUGUUGGUGGUGAAUGGGCUAUUUCACAAGGCUAUCUAGUUGGUGGCCAUAUGUACGAUAUGGCAAAAGAACAUAAGGGUUAUUUAUUCUAUACUGAACAUCGUUACUAUGGACAAAGCAGACCUACAAAAGAUAUAACCAACGAAAAUAUUGUAUAUUUGGAUGUACGUCAAGCACUUGCAGAUUUGGCACAUUUCAUUCGCACCAUGAAAGCUACAAUUCCCGGAAUGACAGAUUCUAAAGUUAUUUUAGUUGGUGGUUCCUAUUCAGCUACUAUGGUAACUUGGUUCAAGAAAUUAUAUCCCGAUUUAGCAACUGGUUCAUGGGCUUCAAGCGCACCUCUCUUCGCCAAAGUGAAUUUUGUAGAAUACAAAGAAGUUACCGGUCAAUCAAUAAGGCUUGUGGGUGGAGAUGCCUGCUAUAAACGUAUCGAGAAUGGCAUAGCUGAAUUAGAAGACCUAUUUGCAAGAAAACGUGGCGCAGAAGUCAAGGCUAUGUUCAAAAUUUGCAAUAACUUUGAUGAGAAUAAUGAUUUGGAUCAAUGGAACUUCUUUAGUGAAGUAUCUGAUAUAUUUGCAGGUUUAGUGCAGACACAUAAUGAUGGUAACAUACAAAGAGCUUGUCAAAGAAUUAUGGACGGUGAAGACGAUGUUAGUGGAUUGGCAAAUUACCUUUUGCCUCAAUUAAGCUCAACUGGUUGUAAUGAUUUUUCGUACAAAAGUAUGUUAGGCGUAAUGCUCAAUUCGGCUUAUACCAACAACAUUAUGCGACAAUGGAUAUAUCAAACAUGCAACGAAUACGGUUGGUACCAAACAUCUGGCUCUAGAAAUCAACCAUUCGGUACUAAAUUCCCUGUUACUCUAUAUACCACUUUGUGUUAUGAUUCUUAUGGCACAAGGUUUACGAAUGAAUAUAUUAACGCGCAAGUAUCCGAAACAAACAAUUAUUUUGGGGGCUUAAGUCCCGAAGUAGAAAAUGUUUAUAUUACACAUGGACAAUUGGAUCCUUGGAGAGCUAUGGGUAUACAAGACGAAGAACAAGCCACCGUUAUACCAUUGUAUGCUCACUGUAAGGACUUUGGUUCCAUAAGCUCAAGUGAUACAGCUGAAAUGCGUGCUUCAAAGGAAAAAAUAGCAGCAUUGGUACGCGAAUGGGUUGGCAGCUCUGCUACUAGCAGUGAAAAUAUUCCGAAGCAAGCAGAAAGUCUUUUGCAAAAAUUGCGCAACGAGACUCUUAUGCCAUUCAUCAAAAUGAAAUUAAGUUUGAUACUAGUCGCAUUGGGAGUGCUUGUCUGCAGCACAAUCGGUGGAACGGAUGAAACGACAGCUAAUAAGAUUCCAGUAUUUUUAGAAAGUUUUAAAAAAUUACAUCGCGGGCCACCUAUAGUAGAAACACAAUCUCGGGCAAUAAUUGAAACAAAAUGGAUUGAACAGAAAUUGGAUAAUUUCGAUGAGAGUGAAUCAAGGACGUGGCAAAUGCGCUAUAUGCAAAAUGAUGAACAUUUUGAGACAGGUGGUCCUAUGUUUAUAUACGUUGGUGGUGAAUGGACUAUUUCGUCUAGCAGUAUUGCUUCAGGUCAUUUUGUCGAUAUGGCAGCUGAGCAUAAAGGAAUGCUAUUCUAUACCGAACAUCGGUUCUAUGGUCAGAGCAAACCUACUGGAGAUAUAACAGUUGAUAAUCUGAAGUAUUUGCACAUAAAACAAGCAUUAGCUGAUUUGGCACAUUUUAUUAAGUAUCAACGGGAAAAUAAUCCUGACUUAGCUAACUCUAAAGUCAUCAUGGCUGGUGGGUCAUACGCGGCAACCAUGGUCGUGUGGUUUAAGCGUUUGUAUCCAGAAUUAAUGGCUGGUGGUUGGGCUUCCAGUGCACCAUUACUAGCAAAAGUUGACUUUUUGGAAUAUCACGAAGUUGUUGGUCGCGCUCUCAUCGAAUUGGGCAGCCAACAGUGCUAUGAUCGCGUUCAAAAUGGUGUCGCGGAAAUAGAGUCGAUGUUCGCAAAUAAACGUAGCGCUGAAGUCAAAGCGCUUUUUAAGUUAUGCAAUAAUUUUGAUGAACAAAAUGAUUUGGACUUGUGGUCAUUCUUCAGUGUUAUAUCAAACUUAUUUGCCAGCAUUGUGCAAUACCAAUCAGGAAAUGAUAUACCAAUUACAUGCAACUAUUUGGCCACUUUCGAAGAUGAUGUUACCGCUUUAGCUGGCUUAGUAUUGUGGGCGUAUGGUGCAUCAAGUUGUUUAGAUGUAACCUAUAAAAGCUCACUUUCCUAUUUAAUGGACUCAACAUAUGUAUAUGGAGCUUCUCGCCCUUGGUACUAUCAAACAUGUAACGAAUAUGGUUGGUAUCAGACCUCACGUUCUAGAAAUCAACCCUUCGGUACUAAGUUCCCUGUUACACUUUAUACAACACUCUGUGAGGAUGUUUUCGGCAGCAAGUAUACAAAUGAAAACAUUAAUGCAAAUGCUGCACAAACUAAUCUUGACUUUGGUGGAAUGAGCCCAGAAGUUGAAAAUGUUUACAUGACACAUGGUGCUUUGGAUCCAUGGAAUCCAAUGGGUCAUGGUGCUGAAGAAGGCGCCACUGUUAUAGCACAAGCGUCGCAUUGUGCAGAUUUUAGUUCAAUAAGUAGCAGUGAUAGCUCAGAAAUGCGUGCCUCUAAACAACUCUUAGCAGAACUAGUGCGUCAGUGGUUGGCGGAUGACGAAACCGAUAUCAAACCAAAAAAUAUUACUAAAGAUAAGGUUCGCAAAUAUAUGAGACAACUUGUAUAAGCAAUAUCUUUCGCUUGAAUCUUAUCAAUAAAUUAAAUAUUGUAAAUUUAUA